This is a messenger RNA of Condylostylus longicornis, 669 nucleotides long. RefSeq lists its product as uncharacterized. The transcript has a single exon. The coding region runs from base 1 to 669 and encodes 222 amino acids. NCBI's taxonomy places the organism in Eukaryota, Metazoa, Arthropoda, Insecta, Diptera, Dolichopodidae. The record is from RefSeq and is a predicted model, not a curated record.
AUGUUGCUUGGAUUCAUAAUUGGAAUUCUUGAUCCGUCAACUCUCGGCGUUACAGUUCUGCCAGUAGCGAUCGCUUACGCUUUGUGUUCGGCUGUUUUCCGUGCCUGGUGUCUGGAAAAAGCCAUGCAUGUAGUUGAAGGUCAAGGAAACACUCUCCACAACCACCAGGUGGCGAUGGGAAUCAUCGUUCUUCCGUUCAUUGCACUUGCUUGCGGAGAGACGAAGGUCUUCAAUUGGAUGCCUACAAACUUCAGUCAACUGUUUACGUGGCAGUCUUGGGGUACACUGGUAUCUGCUGGAACCAUCCCAUUCAUUAAGAACGUUGUGGCUAACAGAAUGAUUCGACGUACUGGACAAGCACCAUGGAGAAUUCUCGAAGCUAUAAGUAUGAUACUCGUGUUUGCAAUUGGAGCAACAAUAUGGGAUACAACUUCUAUUGCAAGUAUCGUGGCAUUCAGCCUCGUACUCGCUGGACGCGUUCUUGGAACUUUGGAUGUUCUUUCGAAAGAUCCCGACGAGCGAAGGCGUGCCGUUUAUCAUGAAGCUGAACAUGAGUCUUAUCCACCUCCAACAUUGGGGUUCUCAGAAGACGAUUAUGAGAAUAUUGAAAUGUGCGAGGGUGGUAACGAGACCGGCGACGCAAAAUACAAGCUCUUAUCAAAGAAGUAA